Hippoglossus stenolepis (Pacific halibut) is the source of this 3818-nucleotide messenger RNA. It is a transcript of the gene tmem170b, whose product is annotated as transmembrane protein 170B. NCBI's taxonomy places the organism in Eukaryota, Metazoa, Chordata, Actinopteri, Pleuronectiformes, Pleuronectidae. Gene Ontology annotation, biological process: negative regulation of canonical Wnt signaling pathway. The coding region runs from base 231 to 698 and encodes 155 amino acids. The transcript is spliced from 3 exons. The record is from RefSeq and is a predicted model, not a curated record. Gene Ontology annotation, cellular component: plasma membrane.
UGAACCAGGCUCUGGCCCUUUAACGUGGCCGAUGUAGGACUUCAUCUCCACAUCAUGGCCUCCGCGCAGCCGAGGAUGAAGCGACCCGCCGGCGGCCCUUCCCUUCCCGCAGCGGAGACGGACGUCAAGCCGAAGCAGAGGCACCGGUAGAGGCGAGCCGCGCCGGGGAGAGCCGCCUCACACACCCACCACCCCCCCCACCCACCCCCGAUGCCACCCCGGUCUCCUCCAUGCCUUCGUCUAAAGCCCGGUACAGCGACUCGAUAGAGAGGCGAGCGAGCCCGGGCGGCGGCGGCGGCAGAAACAUGAGCACGAGCCGGGAUUAUUCAGUUAAUCUGUCGGUGCAGCAAGUGCUGAGCCUCUGGGUGCAAGGCGCGACUCUGCAGCACUUCGCAGAGAUGUGGUACUGGGUGUUCCUGUGGUGUCUCUUCUCCUCGCUCUUUGUCCACGGGGCGGUGGGGCUGCUCAUGUUGGUCAUGCUGCAGCGCCACAAGAGGGGCCGCCUCAUCACCGUGGUGCUGGUCAGCGUGGGUUUCCUGGCAUCCCUCUCCGGAAGCGUCAUCACCAGCGCGGCGGUGGCCGGAGUUUACCGCGUGGCGGGGAAGGACAUGGCCCCGCUGGAGGCUCUGGUGCUCGGCGUGGGUCAGACCUCCCUCUCUGUCGUCAUAUCCUUCUCACGCAUCCUGGCCACUCUGUGAAGGAAACCCUCGACCAGGUUGAAGCACGGACGCUGAUGAAUCGAGCCAAUCAGAGACUUAGAGGCACUCGUCCUGACCGGUGGCAGAGAUGCUCUGGACCUUUUAGAGCUAGAUGCAGGACAGAGCGCCCCCUGGGUCCCUGCUCUGUCUCUGCAACAAUCCCGCAGCGAUUCAGAGGGAACUUCCUGUAAAAGAGCAGCGGUGGCGGGCGGAGAUCAGGUGGAGAGAUGGCGCCAUUCCUCAGCCUCUGGACUCAAAAGCCACGUCACGUUCCGGGUGUUUUCCAGAGUUCCGCCGCUUCUUCGUGCCAACGGCCUCCUCUGGGACGAUGCCUGCGUGGCCCCUGACUCUUGAAGGCUUUCUGUUGCACUUGCUGGGAAGAAAACCAGUUUUUUUUUUUUUAAAGUGAAGCAACAGUGACGACCUGAAAUAAACGAUCAGCGUGAGAAGAAGAGGAGUUUAUGGAGCGCAACCACCGACAGUGUUCAUCAGCGUAACUCGCUCUUCAUCAGCUUGAAGCCUCCAGGUCGAUCGCUCCUUUUCCUCAGUCGACUUCAAAGCUGCACCUUCCCACUCACGAGCAACACGCAGCUUUAGAGUUGUGCACUUUGUAAAUGUUGGAGACGCUCUUUGCCUAAGACGUGUGGAAUCAGCGGAUGUGGAGGAGAAAAACCAGCAUCACUGCUACGUUCCCUUCCUCCUGUUUGAAGUAUUGAUUUGUCGUGUGCCAACCGCAACUCGGGAUGGAGACGUUUCUGGGGAAAUACAAUUAUUCACUUCUCCCCCUCGUGUCUGUGCAGUAAAUAUGAAGCGAGACUCUGGAUCUGAAUCGACCUUCCCAAUAAUCACGGGAGAGUUAUUGAUCCGAGGUCGGGCCUGAACAGAUUAUCAGCCACAAUGAUCCUGUGGAGGUUUACAGACACAGAAUCACAGUUUAAAUUAAAUAUCAUGUUUGAUUUUUCUCAGAACAUUGAGAUAAUUGGAUUGUGUUUAUUACAGCCGGGCCACAGACACUGGCCUCGUCCAUCUUCACACACUUUGGAGACAGCUGCCUCCUCCCAGCUUCACUUCUCCUGCACAGACACGAGAUUGAAUCGUUCCUCUCGUCUUAACUCCCAACAGGAAAAUGAAUCCGUGUGUUUUUCCUGAGGUGUUGAAAUGUUUCUUUAAAGCAAACAGAGACAAGCCUGGACGAACCCUCCAGUGGGGGGGGGGGAAGUCGUUCAGUCUGGUUUGAUCAGAAUUUGAUCAGGUUUUAAAGAAAGUGGUUUUGAUAUAUAUAUAUAUAACGGUUUGUCGACAGCAUGAACGUCGGACACACUCGGCUGCUCAGUGGCUUCCUCUUUUCUUUGUGUCGUUGCUUUUAACCCAUGUUCCUUAAGUUUAACUUUGCACAUUGCACUGAAUUUAAUCUGCCUUGUUUUUUGCAGCACACGCGCGUGUGUGUGUGUGCGAUGACACGACUCUGGUGUGACCCCGCCCACUUCUCACAUCAUUAUACCCAGAAGACACUCUUGAGGUUCUUCUUCUGUAAAGGAUCAAAUAUGAAGAAUGUGCUUGAAACUGCUGUACGUACUCGUUACUGAAGAAUAAGAAGAAACUUGGCCCCGUGAAUCCUCCCCAGUAUUCAAACAGAUUCCUUUGUACAUAAGCCCCCGGGUGAGAGGAGUUAUGCCAAAGUAUCGCUCACAUUUUACCUUUUAUUUAUCAUCUUUUACCCUUUUUGAUUAACAUCACAGCCCAGAUUGAAUUCGUUUCUCUCAGUUUUAGAAACAUUUGCACAUUGGCUCGUUUAUCAAAGAGCCUCGAGACCUGUGGUUAAAACGUAUAAACCCCACGGUUGAUGUGAAGAUGGUCGUGUUGUAAACCUGUGUGUGCUGCGAGUCACUGGAGGUAACAGGAGUUAUGUAACUGACACAGCUCACCUUCAGUACCCACUUGGCACACAAGAGGACGCUGUCGCACACGAAUGAAGAGGCAGCAGGAGCCUGAGGGAUGAUUGCUGCUGCAGAAGUGUUUUCUAAGAACAAAACGUGUGAAAUUCAUGUUAGGGAGAAUGAAAACGCCGGCUCUUUCCCCCCUGAACGCUCCGCACAUUGUCCCCACCACCCGCUGUGAAUGUUUUUCAAUUUUCAGGGACCAAAUGUGAGCUGCUGCUGAUGACUCAUCUGCUGUCAUAGCGAUGGAGUCUCUGUGAAGCUGUGUGUGGGGCAGUUUCUGCAGGUUUUCGUGUGGAUGUGCACAUCACGGGAGACGUGACACAGUCUGCGUGGUCGUGCAUGUGAGAAUUAAUUUUCUAUCGCUUCGCAGGGUCGUGCACGUUCGUUAGCGAAGCCCUGAACGUGUGUAAAGAGGGCGAGGACCUAAUUGCAGGUGACACUUUGCUCGGAGGAGUCGUCGCAGCAGCUCACUGAGCUGUGUCUUACAUAAGGAAAUCUUUUCAUUUGCUGCGUCAGGAAAAAAACGCUUUUCUGCAGCUGAAGCUGUCAGAACUGUUCUGAGGUCGUGAGGUCAGUGCGCUCGCUGCACAUCCCUGAGCUGUAAAUAGCCCCAGUGUUCGAUGUGCACAACCGAAGUGUCACCAACAGCUGAUGUGAACAAGAUAACCACUGGACAACAUAUUUAUUUUCACACCCAGUGCCAUGAACGCUCAUGAGGAAUAUAGUUUUUUUGUGUGUGUGUGUGUGUGCUGCAAUAUCUAAGGAGACACCCAGCAACUAAUAAUACCCUCUCGACUUUUAGAAAUGCCAUCGCACUGCAGCGAGAGGCCCAGCUCAAUAAUCCCGGCUCCUUUGUUGGCUUCUCACUGAAGCUGCCCCCUCAGACCACUGUUGUCUAAAUGCCACAUGUUCCCCUGGACUCCGACUCUGCACCCGCUGGGAUUACAUGUGCAGUGCAGCUCCGAUAGUGUGUGAAUGGACAAGUACGGACAAUCCAUCCAGAGACAAUGUACAAAUCCCACAGUGGCACUUGUAGAUAGUGUACAAUAUGUUCUUUUUUUAAUUUUGUACCAGCCGAGCCGCUGAUAUUUAUAACUAUUGCCUAUUUAUGUACAAAUUGUUUCUCCUGUACAUACUCGACAGUAAGUUGAAAUAAAAAUCUUUUGCAGUAUAAACACUU